This is a messenger RNA of Kwoniella mangroviensis CBS 8507, 1770 nucleotides long. RefSeq lists its product as uncharacterized. Gene Ontology annotation, molecular function: protein-cysteine S-palmitoyltransferase activity. NCBI's taxonomy places the organism in Eukaryota, Fungi, Basidiomycota, Tremellomycetes, Tremellales, Cryptococcaceae. Gene Ontology annotation, cellular component: Golgi apparatus; endoplasmic reticulum. The transcript is spliced from 8 exons. Bases 1 to 1770 code for a protein of 589 amino acids. Gene Ontology annotation, biological process: peptidyl-L-cysteine S-palmitoylation; protein targeting to membrane. The record is from RefSeq and is a predicted model, not a curated record.
AUGUCAGUCGAGUAUACCAAUAUGAAUCAAGUGAAGAAGACCAAGAGAAGCAAGUUAGAGAUGUUUAUGAAUAGGUUACCAUACUACUUCAGCUAUGUCAUCCUGAUAUCGACCUGGAUACUGUUUAUGCUGUUCAUAACCCUUGGAGAAGUGUUGCUGAAACGAAGAGAGGUAGGGAGAUUUGCGGAACAAUCGGUAAUAUACAAUUCUCUGCUGUUCUUAACGCUCAUCUCUUUGGCGACCACCGCAAAUCGAUCACCUGGCGUACCGGAUCAAACACUUGCGCCGCCUAAUAAAAACUUGCAACGUCAUGUCACUCAGUCAGAUCGUUCAGAAAAUCAAUCAAUUCAGAAUUAUACAAUUGAAGAAUAUGCUAAGGAAGAGGAUAUCGAUGACGAAGAUGACAAUUUACCAUUAAGAUAUCUCAGAAAUGCUCAAUGGGUGAACACACGAAUUGGAAAAGAUAGACCAUCUCCCUUACCUUUACCAAACACACGAAGAUAUCCCUCUCCGUCUAUACCAGAUCGAACAGAGGAAGAAGAGCAGCGACAUGAAAGUGCAACUGAUUCAGAUUCCGGAUCCGAAUUUUCACCUUUCCCACUCAGCGCCAAAAGCCCUUUCGUACCCUCCACAGCUGUAGAUGCAGGGGAAGAUGAUGAAGAUCUACUUGAAGAUCUUCGAUUGACUUCUCCUACCGAAGGUGCAGAGGAAAUGUCAACUUCAUUGUUGAGAAGCGAAGAUGGUGCGGGUGACGGCGGAAGAAGCUUAAUGGCAAAGAGUAAUAAUGGUGAAACUCGAUGGUGUAAGAAAUGCAAUGGUUGGAAACCUGAUAGGUGUCAUCAUUGUAGGCAUUGUGAGCAGUGCGUUCUGAAGAUGGAUCACCAUUGUCCCUGGGUAGGAACAUGCGUAGGGUAUCAUAAUUACAAGCCAUUCUUCCUGUUCAUCAACUGCGCUUUGCUUUUGGCAAUCUACGCAACUUUCGAAGCGGGAUAUGAAACGUAUCGAUUCUUCCAAGAUCCAUCUGGAGCGGUGCCAUAUAGAGCAGUACAGAUGGAGGUCAAUCAGACGCUAGAUACGGCUAGCAUAGCUGCCAAUGAUAAUUGGUCUGACGGCUUGGGCAUAUCACCAGCGAUAUUCAUGAUGUUAACUGUCAUGGGAGGAUUUAUGUCUUUAGCUGUUGGUGGACUGGUAGUGUUUCAUUGGUAUCUGACAUUGAAUAAUCAAACUACCUUAGAAAACAUAACCCAUUCCUACCCAUCUGCACUUCUCGAUGGAAUCCCCAAAGGCGCUCAGUGGAAAGCCGAUCACCUCCUCACUCGAUCGGAGAGAAACAGACUGAGAUGGGAAGCUAGGGAGAUAAACGUAUAUGAUCUAGGAUGGCGUAAGAAUCUGAAAAUCUUGUUUUUGGGUGAAGAAAGGGAUAUAACAAUGUUAGGAGUGAUCCAGGCGUUAUGGCCCACAGGUAGACCUAGCAGAUACGAUAGGAGAUCUGGUCAUUUCUUCGCUUACAACCCCCACAAAUUCGAGAAAUUGAGAGACUUGACGAUGGAAUUGAGAUAUGGGAUCGUUCCUGAGGGGCAAAACAAGGAGAGAAGUAGUAUGGACAGUACAGUUGAUGGCGAUGAAGGCGAAGGUGAAGUCGAUCAUAGGGUACGAGACCAGCAUGACGAGGGGUAUGAAUUGGACCAAGUAGCAGAGAAGGGAUUGCACGAAGGGGCAAGUGAAGACAGACUAGGAAGGGCAAGACAAGUCAAGUGGUUUGAGGUGUAA